Molecule: messenger RNA, 390 nt
Organism: Penicillium samsonianum
Lineage: Eukaryota; Fungi; Ascomycota; Eurotiomycetes; Eurotiales; Aspergillaceae
Exons: 1
Coding region: 1-390 (129 amino acids)
Source: RefSeq, a predicted model, not a curated record
AUGUCGCCACAGCCAUGUGCCCCAAAGAGGCCGUCUCAGAAACCGAAAGAGACCGCCUGGCAAAGAAGCAAAACUAGCGACAAACUCCUAGGUGCAUUUAGGUUGGCCCGAGCCGUGAAAAUCGAGGAUCCGGACUUUCUCCAGACCACAAGCGGCUUCAAUUGUGCUGUCUGUUACAUGCCUCCAGCACAAACCAUGGAAUUCACGAAUAACGCAAGUUGGUUAGUCGUCCAGGCAGUGUGGUCCCUCAACUUCCCUCACGAGUUUCGCACGGAAUGGCCAUCCGAAGGCUCUGUGUUCUUGCACGACCGACCCGACCAGCCCGUUGCUCGCCUUUCAGGUUGUGGAAGUGAAAAUGAGUUUAGUUCCAGUCUGCUUUGUGAAUGUUGA